AUGGCAGAAACUGGAAACAUCAAUGACCCAUCAUACCUCAGGAUAUGGACGGAAUCCAAGAACCUCGAGAAAUAUGUUGAAGCUUCUGUGACGCCCAACGAAGUAAGGCGAGUGAACCAAGUUACGGCAAGCAAGGCUGACUUCGCAUAA
Molecule: messenger RNA, 150 nt
Organism: Coccidioides immitis RS
Lineage: Eukaryota; Fungi; Ascomycota; Eurotiomycetes; Onygenales; Onygenaceae
Exons: 2
Coding region: 1-150 (49 amino acids)
Source: RefSeq, a predicted model, not a curated record